AUGGGAAUGAGUCGUCAUCCUACAAGCGCAUAUCCUUGCUCGGCUGAUUGCAUAUCAAUCCUAGAGAUGAUUCGAAAUAAUAACAUGACGAUUGUCACGGGGCAAAAUUCCGUUGGUGGCACAGCCGCAGCCACAGCACAGCUGGUCCUGCCAUUUGAGACGUGGCUGGCCGUCAACCCGAAGCACCUCUACAACGAGAUUCCAUGA
This is a messenger RNA of Penicillium diatomitis, 207 nucleotides long. RefSeq lists its product as uncharacterized. The record is from RefSeq and is a predicted model, not a curated record. The transcript is spliced from 2 exons. Lineage: Eukaryota; Fungi; Ascomycota; Eurotiomycetes; Eurotiales; Aspergillaceae. The coding region runs from base 1 to 207 and encodes 68 amino acids.